Symsagittifera roscoffensis is the source of this 861-nucleotide messenger RNA. RefSeq lists its product as uncharacterized. Bases 85 to 861 code for a protein of 258 amino acids. Lineage: Eukaryota; Metazoa; Xenacoelomorpha; Acoela; Convolutidae. The transcript has 6 exons. The record is from RefSeq and is a predicted model, not a curated record.
UUCCGAUUAAGAUUUUUUGCAACAGACUUUUGCUCUCACUUGGAUUGUGAUUUCAAAGGUGUCUUUUAUUCAAGUUUUAUCCAGAUGAACAGAUUAUUGUUUUCACUUAUGACUGAAUUUUCAGCUCAUCUGCUGUUGCUGUUGUCUCUGUUGUUCGUGUUACCAAUCGCUGAAUCCGUGACGCCACCACAAAUUGACCUCGCGCUGUUCCGAGAUGAAUGCCCUUGUUUGAGAACAUACGGAGAUGAGCCUAUUUUUGACUACUUCGCCUACGACCUGGACUCCUGUAAUGUCUACUGCAUUGGAUCACUGGAAUGCGAGGCUAUCAGCUACUGUUAUGAAACAAGAUCGUGCCGAGGUUAUGACAAGUAUGCAGUCGGCUUUGUUCCGGAAGCCAUCAGCAACUGGGACUGUCUCGGGAACCCGUCGGAGUCCGCAACCUCUGGAAGGAGGUGGUACUGGAUCAAGGAGGUGGAGGAUGGGGAGACGAUUGACUGUCAAGAUCUAUAUGAGAGGGGUGGAAGCACUCCGGCAGCUAACAGCUAUGAAUUGAUCACAGUGCGUGGCUAUCCUGUUCACGUGUACUGUGCGUGGCCAGAUGCAGAGAACACAGAAGCGAGGACCUUCUUGAAACUACGCACAGACGCCCCCUCCAGUUUCAGUGUAUGGGGAGGGGUCAAACCGGGCAUUAAAGCGGACAUAGAUUCAUGGUAUCCCUAUGGCAGAGCAAGACGGGACUAUCAGAAAGUGCGACUACGUGUUGACAAAUGUUUGUUGGCUGCAAAUAUUCAAGAUCUUUCUUAUACAACUCUAGCCAACUGGAGCGACAUAUCAGACAAAAAUAUUCAUGGCAUAUCAUAA